Molecule: messenger RNA, 1983 nt
Organism: Hevea brasiliensis (rubber tree)
Lineage: Eukaryota; Viridiplantae; Streptophyta; Magnoliopsida; Malpighiales; Euphorbiaceae
Product: rhodanese-like domain-containing protein 6
Exons: 9
Coding region: 80-1930 (616 amino acids)
Source: RefSeq, a predicted model, not a curated record
GACGACCAUAUUAGGGCUUAGUAAGUUGAAGAGCUCCACGCUACACAGGGCUUGCUCGAAAUCUCAAGCGUCAUCAACAAUGGCAGACAACCAGAAGCAAGACCAAGACAAAGAUCAAUACGGCAUUCUUCUUUAUUACAAAUACACUUCAGUUCCCGAUCUACAUUUCCUCCUUUCUUUUUACCAGUCCAAUUGCAGCUCUCUUUUUCUUCUCGGCCGCGUCCGCCUGUCUCCCCACGGCUUCAAUGUCACCGUUGGUGGUACACUUUCGUCGCUGGAGAAGCAUAUAGCGGCAGUGAAAUCGAUUAGUUUAUUUGAAGGGACAGACUUCAAACUCGCCUCUUCCCAUUAUCCUUUGAACGAUCAGGUUGCUCGCGAGUGCGGUUUCACUUCACUAUCCAUUCGGAUCGUCAAGGAAUUGGUUACUUUUGGCUCUCAUCCUCUGUUAAAAGCACCAGAUAUCUCAAAUGCUGGAACUCAUCUCUCUGCACUUGAGUUCCAUUCUGUUCUUCAGAGUGCUCAGCAAUGUGUAGAGAAUGAGGGUCCUACUGCCAAUGGAGGACUUGUUGUAUUAGAUGCAAGGAAUUUAUAUGAAACAAGAAUUGGGAAGUUCCAUAUGCCUAAUGUGGAAACUUUGGAUCCAGAAAUCAGGCAGUAUAGUGAUCUACCCUCCUGGAUAGAUGAUAAUUCCGAACAAUUGCGAGGCAAACGUGUGCUCAUGUAUUGCACUGGAGGAAUCAGGUGUGAGAUGGCAUCAGCAUAUAUUAGGUCGAAAGGUGUUGGAUUUGAAAAUGUAUUUCAGUUAUUUGGUGGAAUACAACGAUAUUUGGAACAAUUCCCUGAUGGUGGCUUUUUCAAAGGAAAGAAUUUUGUGUUUGAUCACCGUAUUUCUGUCGGGAGUUCAGAUGCAAAUAUUUUGGGUACCUGCCUUCUAUGCGACAUGCCCUUUGAUGACUAUUCUUCACGUUGCAGAUGCUCUUAUUGUAGAAUGCUUGUUUUGGUCUGUGAUAGUUGCCAAAUGAGGGAAGCUGUCUAUGUUUGUGAGUUAUGUCAGAAACAUGGCAAGGUUGUUGGCUUAAUUCCGUCAACUGAAAAUAGUAAGCCAGAGGAAACAAUGCCAGAUGGUGAACUUGCAUGCAUUCCCUCGGAUACUGCAUUCUUGUGCCAGCUGCAUCAGGGACAUGGUGUUGAUCGCCCCAGAAAACUAAGAAUCCUAUGCUUGCAUGGCUUUCGUCAAAAUGCCUCUGGUUUUAAAGGAAGAACUGCAUCUUUGGCCAAGAAACUUAAAAACAUUGCUGAACUUGUCUUUAUUGAUGGACCCCAUGAAUUGCCUUUCAUUUACCAACCUUGCAUAACAGAACCAGGGCACAAUAAUGCAUCACUAUUACAAGAAAUUGUCCCUCCAAAAGAUAACUGCAAGAAGAAGUUUGCAUGGUUGGUAGCACCUGAUUUCAUAGGAAGGAGUGAAAUUGACUGGAAAGUGGCAGAUGGUCCAUUUGAUCCCCUCCAGUAUCAGCAGCAAACUGAGGGUUUUGAUGUAUCAAUAGCAUAUUUGAGCACUGUAUUCUCUCAGGAAGGGCCUUUUGAUGGGAUCUUAGGAUUUUCACAGGGAGCAGCGAUGGCUGCUUCAGUUUGUGCGCUAGAAGGGAGACUAAAGGGUGAAAUCAAUUUCAGAUUCGCAGUCUUGUGCUCUGGAUUUGCUAUUCAACAUGCAGAGAUCAAGCGAGGAUCAAUUAACUGCCCCUCACUUCAUAUAUUUGGCCGUGAUCUGGGCAAGGACAGGCAGAUUGCAAACCAAGCCAGCAGAGACCUGGUUUCCUUGUUUGAAGAGGAUUCAUCAGUUAUUAUUGAGCAUGACUGUGGUCACAUCAUUCCUACUCGACAUCCUUAUAUUGAUCAGAUUAGAGGCUUUCUACAACGUUUUCUUUGAAAUGAUUGAUUUUAAAAAAAAAAAAAAAAAAAAACAAACAUUUUGCAUACAAA